Molecule: messenger RNA, 933 nt
Organism: Solanum dulcamara
Lineage: Eukaryota; Viridiplantae; Streptophyta; Magnoliopsida; Solanales; Solanaceae
Exons: 3
Coding region: 201-524 (107 amino acids)
Biological process (GO): translation
Cellular component (GO): ribosome
Molecular function (GO): structural constituent of ribosome
Source: RefSeq, a predicted model, not a curated record
CUUAUAUAUCAAAAAAAAAAGAAGGAAAAACGCGAGCCUAUUUCCUUUUUGUUUUUGCUUUUCCCAUUCUUUUAUUCGAACUCUAUUGUACAAUUUGGGCAUCUCCUUUCCAUCAACGACGAGUCAAAGCUUUCUCCUUUUACAACAAAUCCUCUCAUUUUUGGUUCCUCAGUGAAACCCUAGAACUCGAAACCCUAGAAAUGAUCAGCUCAGUGAUGAAGCAUGCAUCGACCAUCUUCAAUCGACCGAGCGUAGCCCUGAAUCGACUAAAUUGGGAGCUGCAACAAUGGCGAGGCAUAAGAGUGAAGGUGAGGAACAACAACCUAGACCAAGCACUGUUUAUUCUGCAGAAGAAAUUGCAGUCUAGCGGAAUGGAACGCCUGAUAAAGCGCGAACAGCUACACCACAUCAAGAAUUCAGAGAAGCGUGUUUUGGCUCGUAAGGUCCUUGAACGUAAAAUCCGUUCUCAAGAACUCGCUCGUAAGCUCAAAUCCAUCCUUAUCAAGAAAGUCAGGGGUUUAUAAAGGAGGAUUCCAUCAGAGUUUUCUUCACUAAUUAUCCCGACUUGGCAGGAUGGUUGCCACAAUCAUCAUUUUCUUGCCCCUCCCUAUGUGGACUACACCUUUAAGAAUAACGUUUUCCUUUUACUGAUUUUCUAUUAGAUUUCUCAUAUACUUGAUGUAGAAAUUCGGCAGGUGUUAGUGGAGAAGAUGGUUGCUAGUUGCUGCACUAUUUUUUUCCUGGUUCUUCGGACCAAUGGUUAAUUUGAUAUAUUACUUUGCGAAGAGUGCUUAUGACAUACGGGGAAUGUAUGAAUGUCUAUAACGUUUCUUGGUUUAACAAAGCCAAAUCUGAUCAGGGACCCUUGAUGACAGAAUUACUAAAAUUGUACUGCAUCUUCUUCCAGCCUUUAUGAUGGUGUUUUGUGUUUAA